UAUAAUUACUACUAUAAAUGAAAUCAUACUUAAAUAAGUAGUAUUCAACUAAAAUUUCAGAUGGUUUUAUACCUAAAAUUCCCUUUAUAAGUUAUUAUGAUAAAGUUCCAAUUCUAUCAGCAUACUAUUUAUAUAUUGAAGAAGAAAGAUGGAAAGCAGUAAGAGAUCAAUCUGAUCUAACUAUACAUGAAAUAGCUAAAUAAGCAUAGUAAUAUUAUAAAUUUAUUUUUAGUAAUAAUUGGCAUUAACAUCUAACAGAAGAACAGAAAAAUGUGUUUUAAGAAAAGGCAAAAUAAAUAAAAAGUGAAUCAGAUGCAAAAGAGUAUAUGAAAAUGUUAGAAUAAACAUAUACAAGCAAAAAGAAAAUAAAGAAGAUUAAAUAAAAACCUUAACCAAAAAAGAAAAUAAAAACUUGA
Molecule: messenger RNA, 416 nt
Organism: Paramecium sonneborni
Lineage: Eukaryota; Ciliophora; Oligohymenophorea; Peniculida; Parameciidae
Source: the annotation of a GenBank genome assembly